Molecule: messenger RNA, 3011 nt
Organism: Sander lucioperca (pikeperch)
Lineage: Eukaryota; Metazoa; Chordata; Actinopteri; Perciformes; Percidae
Product: fibrous sheath CABYR-binding protein
Exons: 2
Coding region: 257-2380 (707 amino acids)
Source: RefSeq, a predicted model, not a curated record
UGGAUGUGUGCGGGAGAGGAGGGGUUAAAGAUUGGGAGGGUAUAGAUUGCAGAGAGAGCAGUAGUGGGGUAGGCUGGAUUGUGAUAGCGACAGAUGUCUAGAAAACUGUGAGGGGGCAACACAGUCCCACACUGCACCUCGGAGAGCAGGGCGGAAUCUGCAGCUGUCACUCCAAAGGUUUACCUCCAUUAUCACAUCCAGCCGGAGCCUGGAAAAGAAGCCUAAGUGAUCACUCUCUAGAAAUACAGGAGACACCAUGGGAGGCAAACUGAGCAAGAAGAGGAAGGGAUAUGAUGUGAGCGAUCCCAAAGAGACAAAGGAUGAGACCACAGCGACGGCUGCUGGUGCAGAUGAGUCUGCUAAAGUGGAGGCUGGAUCCCCACCCACAGAAGCUGCUGUGACAGCUGAGACAGGCAGUGUGGUAAAGGAAGCUGUUGGGUCAGCUGCGGCAGCGGUAACUGAAGCAGCAGUAAAAGCUCCAGAAGAGCCCAAAUCCGCACCUCCAGAGGAACCAGAUCCUGCUGCUCCAGAAGAGGCAGCUCCAGUAGAGGAACCAGCUGUAGCAGCAGAGAAGGCAGCUCCAGUAGCACAAGACCCAGCUGCAGCAGUAAAGAAACUAGCUCCAGUAGAGGAACCAGCUUUAGCAGCAGAGAAAGCAGCUCCAGUAGCACAAGACCCAGCUGCAGCAGUAAAGGAACUAGCUCCAGUAGAGGAACCAGCUAUAGCAGCAGAGAAGGCAGCUCCAGUAGCACAAGAACCAGCUGCAGCAGUAAAGGAACCACCUCCAGUGGAGGAACCAUCUGCAGCAGUAGAGGAACCAGCUCCAGUAGCUCAAGAACCAGCUGUAGCAGCAGAGAAUGCAGCUCCAGUCGUUCAAGAACCAGCUGCAGAUGUACAAGAACCAGCUGCAGCAGUAGAAGAACCAGCUGCAGCAGUAGAAGAACCAGCUGCAGACGUACAAGAGCCAGCUGUAGCAAUAGAAAAACUAGCUGCAGCAGUAGAAGAACCAGCUGCAGCAGUAGAAGAACCAGCUGCAGACGUACAAGAGCCAGCUGCAGCAAUAGAAAAACCAGCUGCAGCAGUAGAAGAACCAGCUGCAGCAGUAGAAGAACUAGCUGCAGCAGUAGAAGAACCAGCUGCAGCAGUAGAAGAACCAGCUGCAGCUGUAGAAAAACCAGCUGCAGCUGUAGAAGAACCAGCUCCAGCAGCAGUGGAGUCGGACCCAGUAGUAGAGGAGCAAGCUCCAGUAGAGCUUCCAGAGGCUAAAGCAGCAGCAGAGGAACCUUCUGCUCUGGCAUCAGAAGAACCUGUGCUAAGUGAGGUUAAGUCUGCAGCUGCACCUGAAGAGCCCCCUGUAGAAGAACCUGCUGCAGCUGUAGAAUCUGUGCCAGAGGUUGUUCCCAUGAGCGCAGAGGAAGCACCCAAGGAUCAAGUGCCAGAACCCAUCCCAGAGACUGUUUCUGAGCCAGAAGCCACUGUGGAGGAGACAGUGGUUCUUGCUUCUGUCCCUGGACCCGAGCCAUUGGCUGAGCCAGCUGCAGAGCCAGUGCUGGAGCAAGCCCCAGAACCAGAACAAACCCCCAAGCCAGAGCAAGCAGCAGAGCUUGAAGCAGAGCCAGAGAAAGCACCAGAGCCAGAGUCAGUGGAAGCACCCGAGCCACAACCUGAACCAGAGCAAGCACCAGAAACAGAGCUUGAACAAUCACCAGAGCCAAAACCAGAGCAACUACUAGAGCCAGAGCCUAAGGAAAUGGCUGAUGCAGUGGAAUCUGCAGCAGAUGAACAAGUAGAAGAAGUUGAGCCUGAACCAAUUGUAGCCACACCUGACAUUACUGAACUUGAAACUGCGAAAGCAGAAGCACCUGAGUUGUUGGAGACUGCAACAGAGGAUGUCCCCACUGAACAUCAGCCUGUAGAAGAGGAAUCUGUUGCAACAAAAGCCUACAGCACUGAGGCAACAAUUGAGCCAGAAGCACCAGAACCUGUCCCUGAGAUUGUCAUCUCAGAGUCUGUCUCUGCCAGUGAAAUUACUGCUGAGUCUGAAGAGGCAGCUGAAGCUUCUGUGGAAGAGGUGCCUUGCCCAGAGCCUGAGGUAGAAAGCAAGAUGGAAAAUGGAGCUAUAGAGAGCCCUUCUGGUACAGAGGAUGUGGCAGAAGUAGAUGCACUUCCAACUGUAAAUGGAGAUUGCACAAAUGCUGCUGCCAUACAGACAGAGGAAUGUGUUAAUGGUGAUGAAAAGCCAGAGGAGAUGCCAAUCAAGGAACAGAGUGACUUUGAACUAAAAAAGGAGCUGAACCUGAGCGAGGAUGUCCAGGAAGUUCCCGAUGCAGUCCCCAAAAUGGCAGAUGGUCUCAGCACUGAGGUCACCCAAGCAGUCUGAAAAGGAAGCCAUCUUUAAAAAUCAAUGUGAAUUCAGAUUAAUCCUCCGAGGUUUGAGAAAGCUAUCAAGGUAUCACAAACACAGCUAGGCUUUCUGGAAGGCUGUAACACCGCAAUGUCUAUAAUGGUAACUCAGGCAAAAGGAUGUUUUCCUUAGAGUAACCAAAAAUGAAAUGCAACUACUUGGAUAGAGAGAGAGAGAGAGAGACAGACAGACAGAGAGAGAGAGAGACAGACAGACAGACAGAGAGAGGGAGAGAGAGAGGGAGAGAGAGGGAGAGAGAGAGAUCAAAGUGCAGAGAGAAGACUUAAGUUUGGAAUUGAAGGGUGAGUGCAGACAGAGAGUGAAACUGGACAGCAGGGCAAAAAUACUGGACAGUAAAUGUAAAUGAAUGUAAAUGAAUGGAAUGAAUAAAUCUGUGUGAGCCUGAUAAUUAUUACAAAGUGGUUUAUUGGAACAGCAUUCAUUAUUAGUAUAUUAUCUGAUUUGGAAUGUCAUAUAUCCUUUCUAUUCCUAUAUGCAGAGACAUGGCAUAAAUGUUUUGGCCUUUUAUAAUAAUGGUACCUGUGAGGAUUGUUCAUUUUAAAUUGAUUGUUCGGAAUAGAGAAUAAAAAGAGAUUGUUAUAGCCUA